Molecule: messenger RNA, 933 nt
Organism: Pezoporus occidentalis (night parrot)
Lineage: Eukaryota; Metazoa; Chordata; Aves; Psittaciformes; Psittacidae
Product: olfactory receptor 6B1-like
Biological process (GO): G protein-coupled receptor signaling pathway
Cellular component (GO): membrane
Molecular function (GO): olfactory receptor activity; odorant binding; G protein-coupled receptor activity
Source: RefSeq, a predicted model, not a curated record
AUGGUUGUUGUUGAGUUCAUGCUCCUGGGAUUUGGGAGGCCUAAACUGGAUUCUCAUCUCUUCCUGAUGUUUCUGUCAAUCUACAUUGUGACUAUUACUGAAAACAUCUUCAUCAUUGUGCUGAUGGUGGCUAAUCGACACCUUCACAGCCCAAUGUACUUCUUGGGCAAUUUGGCCUGCUUGGAAAUCUGCUACAGCUCAAAUAUCUUGCUGAGGAUGUUGCUUAGCUAUCUGUGUGGAGACAAAAGUAUUUCAGCCAACCGAUGCUUUACACAAUACUAUUUUUUUGGUUGUUUGGUAGCUGUAGAUUCCUAUCUCCUUGCAGUGAUGUCCUACGAUAGGUAUGUAGCAGGGUGCAAGCCGCUUCACUAUCCAUCCCAUAUGAACAGCAAGCUCUGUCUCCAGCUGGGUGCUGCUUCUUGGGUAGUAAGUGGCUUUCCAUCUAAUUCUAUACUAACAUUCCUGAUCUCAAGUUUAGAUUUCUGUGGGCCUAAUGAAAUUGAGUAUUUUUUCUGUGAAUCAUUCACAAUGAUAAAAUUUUCCUGUAGCGAAACUCAUGUGGUUGGACUUGUCACUUCUGUUGUGGCAAGUGUGUGCUCACUGCCUCCAUUUCUGUUGACCUUCUCAUCCUACCUCUGCAUCAUUAUCAAAACUUCCGUCACUGGAAGAAAAAAGGCCUUUUCCACCUGCUCCAAGCAUCUUUUUGUGAUGAUUCUUUUCUACUGGUCAAUAUUAACUGUCUAUGUACUUUCUCAUCAAGAUAUCCAAGUAUCUCCAAACAAAAUCUUCUCUGUUUUUCAAACCAUUCUCACUCCCUUGGUCAAUCCUCUCAUCUACAAUCUUAGAAACAAAGAAGUAAAGGAAGCUCUGUGGAAAGACACAAGUAAAUUGCUGACUUUCAGAGGGCUGCUUUCUGUUAAAAAGGAGGGGUAA